AUGCCUCUCGGGAUCCACAACCCACUGCCCUCGUCCAUGAGGAGCGAGUGCAGGAAGGCUGGCAAGAUCCUCGCCUCGUUCAUUGACCCUCGACAAGCCUUUGGGCCAGACAAGAUUAUUCCCCCGGAAAUUCUGGCGGGCGCAAAGGGUCUCGCGAUCCUCUCUGUCUUGAAAGCGGGGUUUCUUGGUUCCGGUCGUUUCGGUUCCGGCGUCGUCGUUGCUCGACUCCCAGAUGGCUCAUGGUCGGCACCCUCCGCGAUCGCCACGGCUGGCGCCGGGUUUGGAGGACAGAUUGGCUUUGAAUUAACCGAUUUUGUGUUCAUUCUCAAUGACGCGGCCGCUGUUCGCACCUUUUCGCAGGCUGGCAGUAUCACGUUGGGUGGAAAUGUUUCGAUCGCGGCAGGGCCAGUGGGAAGAAAUGCCGAAGCUGCUGGUGCGGCCAGCGCAAGAGGCGUUGCCGCCGUCUUUUCUUACUCCAAGACCAAAGGCUUGUUUGCUGGAGUCAGUCUGGAGGGGAGUGUCCUGGUCGAGCGCAGAGAUGCCAAUGAGAAGUUGUACAACAGCCGCGUCACUGCCCGUCAACUGCUGAGCGGCUCCAUCCCUCCUCCUCCAGCGGCCGAGCCACUCAUGCGGGUGCUCAAUUCCCGGGCGUUUUCGGGGUACGGCAGCGCAGGAAGCUAUGGGGACUCCAUGUACAACGACAUCCCGAUCUAUGACGACAACCAUGAUGAUCUGGUUUGGGAGGGUCGCCGGGGCCCGGCGUACGGCGAAGGGGUGAGAAGGGACCGUGCAGGCCCGUAUGAUGACUACGAAUACCACGAUCGGCCCCGUCGCACGACCACGUGGACCGACGAUGUCUAUGAUCGACCCAGCCCGGGAUCCCUGAACCGAUCCUACACUACUCGAGCAAAUCCCUCCGAGACGUUUGAUAGCAUCGCUCAGAGGCGUGGUGGUUUUAACGAUGAUGGCAAGCCGUCCCGUCCCACCGCCCCGAAGCCGGUCUUUGGACAGCGAACCGGAGCAGCCCCGGAAACUCGGAAGGACCAGGCGAUCGCUCUGUACACGUUCGACGCAGACCAGGAGGGUGAUCUAGGGUUCAAGAAGGGCGAGAUCAUCACGAUUUUGAAGAGGACGGACAAGGCAGAGGAUUGGUGGACGGGACAGAUAGGCGACCGCAUAGGCAUCUUUCCCAGGGUGGAGCCACUGGCGUCGAUGCAAGUGGCGGCUCUGGCCAUCGCAGAUCGAUCUACUCGCACGGUAUUCUCUCUGUCCAGUGAUACCAAGGCUCUAUUGACACAACAAUUCUAUCCCUUUGAUGCCGGAUUCCCCCAAAGUUGCAGGACUGGAGUUCUUGACUCGCGGGCACUUGGACUUGAUUUCGGUUGA
Molecule: messenger RNA, 1386 nt
Organism: Rasamsonia emersonii CBS 393.64
Lineage: Eukaryota; Fungi; Ascomycota; Eurotiomycetes; Eurotiales; Trichocomaceae
Product: DUF500 and SH3 domain protein
Exons: 4
Coding region: 1-1386 (461 amino acids)
Biological process (GO): actin filament bundle assembly; actin cortical patch localization
Cellular component (GO): actin cortical patch
Molecular function (GO): actin filament binding; phosphatidylinositol binding
Source: RefSeq, a predicted model, not a curated record